This is a messenger RNA of Durio zibethinus, 438 nucleotides long. The record is from RefSeq and is a predicted model, not a curated record. Lineage: Eukaryota; Viridiplantae; Streptophyta; Magnoliopsida; Malvales; Malvaceae.
AUGGGAAGACAAAGAUCAGGGAAUGAAACUAGUAGUCUUUUAGUAUUAGUAGUAGUAGUAGUAGUAGUUGCUGUUGUUUAUCUUGCUUUAUUGCCCAGUGUCUCAGCUACACACCACAUAUAUUGUCCACUUGAUACCAGAUAUGGACGCCUCCUACCACCAGAACCCAAACCCCAACCUAUACCAAGAUCACCGCCAUCAGCUCCAUUAUGCACGCCACCUCCACUCACUGAAUUAUCUCCACCGCUACCUCCGCCCACUGAAUUAUCUCCACCGCCACCUAUUCCAGAGCUUCCACCACCACCACCACCACCGCGACGCAGGCCUCCACGACGACGAUGCUUUCCUCUUGAUCCUUACUGCGAGGGUCGUCGUUUUCGUGAGGACUGCCCGCCAUGUCAUGACAAUGACUUCUACCCUCCUAAAAAACAUAACUAA